This is a messenger RNA of Mus caroli (Ryukyu mouse), 3446 nucleotides long. RefSeq names its product coiled-coil domain containing 30 (gene Ccdc30). The record is from RefSeq and is a predicted model, not a curated record. NCBI's taxonomy places the organism in Eukaryota, Metazoa, Chordata, Mammalia, Rodentia, Muridae.
ACUGUCAAUCUGUGCCCAGGAAGCACAGUUAAGUUCAGAGGGUUUCGGGAGCUCUGCCUUCCAGACAGAACUCUGACAGUGUCACGUUCUGAGCUGUUUAACUGUUUCUCAAAGUCCUUGGCAGCUGGCCCUUGUGAAGGAGGCAACCUGCAACAAGCCCCACUGGCUUUCCUCUUCAAUCCAUCGCUGCUGACUGACAGAGCCUGAGUUAACCAUUAAACCAGGAGGACUGAAGAGACAGCAGAAUGAAAGACCAAGAGACAAUUAAAGUACAAGAUUUUAAUGAGAUAUUGAAAAUGGGCCAAGAAAAUAUUAAAGUGUUGGAGAGUGACUUGUCAGAAGAGAGGGAGAAGAGACAGCACCUGAUGUCAGCUUUCACUGCUAUUCAGAAGUCCUUGCAAGUGAAUAGUGAGGAAUUCCAAAAAUCAAAGUCAGAACUCCUGUGCCUUUAUAAGGAAAUUCAGAGUCUUCCAAAGGCUGAGGGCAGAGAGCAAUUUUUAGUAGCUUAUAACCUGCUACUGAGAGAGAAUUCUGAAUUAGAAGCCAAGGUCUCAAAGCUUGCACAAGAGCUGGAACUGUUAAAACAUUGCUCUGUAGGGGACAGAACUGCUAAUUUGAUGACGAGUGAAAACGUCUGUGAAGACCUGGUGUCUAAAGGGCCACUUUUGGAAGUGGAGGCUGUGAGCCCCAGUGAGGACAGACAGGCUCUCUGUUCUGAAUUAGGAGAAAGUAAACAGGAGGAAAUGCCAGACGGGUCAGUGAAGGCGGCCACUUUCCCCAGAGAGAGGCAGGAGUCACAGCAGAUGCGAGGUCAUGAACAGCCAUUGGCCGUGGAGCCCAAGGAAGUUGGGAGGCUUGAAGAAGAGGCGAGCCUCCAGUCUCAGAGCUGUGGUGAUAGUUCAGAUGACAGUAGCACCAAGUAUCUAACAUCUGGAGAGAAAACAAGCUGCCAGCAUCAAGGGGAACUGCGGGAACUGCGGCAGAACCUGCACCGCCUGCAGAUCCUGUGCAACUCGGCUGAGAAGGAGCUGCGGUACGAGCGGGGCCGGAGCCUGGACUUGAAACAACAUAACAGCUUGCUCCAGGAGGAGAACAUCAAGAUCAAAAUUGAACUCAAGCAGGCCCAGGAGAAGUUGCUGGACAACGCCAGGCUGCAUUCCUCGCUCACAGCAGAGUGGAAGCACUGUCAGCAGAAAGUCAAGGAGCUGGAGCUGGAGGGGCUUAGGCAGACGCAGAGCCUUAAAUCCCAGCAGGGCCUACAGGAAAAGCUGGCGCGGGAGAAAUCCAAAGCAGCAGAAGCACAGGAAAAGAUUUUGGACCUGCAGCAGAAGCUAGACCACGCGAGACAAGUCUGCCUCUCAGAUGUUUGCAUUUUGCGUAAGCAGCAACUAGAGGAAGAGAUUAAGGAAGCAAAGAGCAUCGAAGCCAGGCUGCAGCAGCAGUGCCAGGAGGAGCAGCAGAGGAGGAUGCUCCUAGACCAGGACAUAAAUGAGCUCCAGACACAAGUGAGAGCCUGGCAGGAUAAGGAGAAACAACAGGAAACAGUCAAUUCCCAGCAACAAGAGGCCCUACGAAAACAACUGGAGAGGGAGAGGAGGAAGUGUGAAGAGUAUGUCAAGAGCAACCAGGAAUUGUCAGAGAAACUAUCUAGCUUGCAGCAAGAAAAGGAAGCUCUAUGGCAAGAACACGGGCAGUUUUUGGAGCAACUUGGUGAUCAUGUGAGAAACUACAAAGACAAACACCACUGUCACAAAGCCAAGCUUCAAAAGGUCAAGGACCGUCUAACUCAUGAGUUAGAGAUACGGAAUAAGAGGAUUAAAGAACUUGAAGAUGAAACUGGGAAACUGCAGCAGAAAAUUGAAAUGGAGAAAGUGUUCCAGGGGCAGAUCAUGGCCCAGAAUGACAUCCUCCUCCUGGAAAAGAGGAAGCUUCUAGAACAAGUCACAGAUCAAGAAGAACUGAUUUGCAGCAGCAAGUGCACGAUAUCUGCCUUCCAGAGCAAGGCGUCUUUACUGGAUAAAGAAAACCAGCAGUUGCAGGAGAACUGCCUCCGGCUCAUGCAGCAAAUUGGCCUCUUGGAACAAAUUAUAAGGAGCAUCCAGAUUCGCAGAGAAGAGGAAACAGUAAUUACUGACAACGCUGCAUUUGAAAUACUCAGAAAGAUACUACCUUUACAAAACUCCAGUUUCUCAGGGACAGGCUUCGUAUUGUCAGCUGAAAAUCUCCAGGAGACUGAGCUGCACACAUCGGAAGGUGCAACAGCAAUCCCCAAGUCCCCCGAGCCUCUUUCACGUUCACAGGAUUCAGAAAGUGGAUAUAUAAAUGUGACUUCUCUAAAAGAGACACACAACACACAAGGGGACCAAAAGCCAGAACUAUGACCUCACUGGUAUCUACAAGACUAAUCAUGCCUACUAACUCAGAGCCUGGAUAUAAAGGUGCAAACCGAGCUGGAGCAGUCUCACAGAACACCCUGGACAUCAACAAGGAUUCCUCAAAAUCGCUUAUUAAACAGCCAUUAAAAUUUUUCAAAGAUGGAAUUGUUUGAUAUACCUAUUGAUAAUGAGGUUUUCAUUUUUUUUCUUUUCUUUUAUGUCUAUUAGUGGUUUGUCUGUGUGUGUGUGUCCAUAUACUCUGUGCAUAUGACAGAAAGAGGGCAUUGGCUCUCCUGAGACUACAGUAGCAGACAGCUGUGUCUUGUGGGUGCUAGAAAUGGAACCCCAGUCCUCUGCUGAGCCAUCUCCCCAGCCCUAAGAAGAUUUUUAUUUUAUGUACAUUGGUGUUUUACCCGCAUGUGUCUGUGUGAGGGUAUCAGAUCCUCUGGAACUGGAGUUACAGGCAGUUGUGAGCCGCCAUGUGGGUGCUGAGCAUCAAACCUGGGUCCUUUGAAAGAACAGCCAGUGCUCUUAACUGCUGAGCCAUCUCUCCAGGCCCGAAGAGUUUUUUUUUUUUUUUUUUUUAAUACUCCACCAAAGAUUUAUGUUCAGUAAGCACAGAAUAAAAAAAGCAUUGGUCGUGGUGUGGAAGGAAUUGGCCAGUGGUGAAUAAAUAGAAAGGUUUACUUAGUGCCACGCAAUGGGUAGUGGGUGCAAUAAGGAAAGGACACUUGCAACCUUCUCCCGCGUUGUCAGUGCAAUCACUGCACUUUGCACUUAGUGUCCUCAUUCAAGUAUGUGUUCAUUGGAGGACUCAACAAAAGCUUCUUUAUGUACAGUGCUGUUAUGUGUGGCAGAUGGUUGAGACAGAUGGAUGCAGGGAAUUGAACCUGGGUCCUCUGGGGGGAACAGUCUGCACUCUUUACUGCCAAGCAAUCUCACCAGCCCCUCAUUUGGGAACUUUUGAGAUAACAUCUCAUGUUAUCUCAAACUUGAUGUGCUAGAUGACCUUGAACUCCUGACUUUCCUACCUCCACCUCCCAAAUACUGUGAUUACAAGCAUCUUCUACC